This is a messenger RNA of Saitoella complicata NRRL Y-17804, 554 nucleotides long. Its product is annotated as EF-hand. Gene Ontology annotation, biological process: mitotic actomyosin contractile ring assembly. NCBI's taxonomy places the organism in Eukaryota, Fungi, Ascomycota, Saitoellomycetes, Saitoellales, Saitoellaceae. Gene Ontology annotation, cellular component: myosin II complex. Bases 72 to 494 code for a protein of 140 amino acids. Gene Ontology annotation, molecular function: calcium ion binding. The record is from RefSeq and is a predicted model, not a curated record. The transcript has 3 exons.
CCCCCCUAAACUCCAGACAUUCGCAUUCAUCCAGGAAACCUCCUUCUUGACUAACACAAUCUACAUCCAAAAUGGCUGACCAACAACAAUACCGCGACGCAUUCGCCCUGUUCGACAAGCACGGCAACGGCCACAUCGAGCCUUCCCGUCUCCCUGACCUUCUGCGCGCUUGCGGACAGAACCCUACCCAGGCUGAGUGCGACGACGUUGUUGAGAGCGUCAAGGGUGAAGUUGACUACCCAACCUUCCUCGAAAUCCUUAACAGACCAGAUGGAUUCCGUCCCAUCGGCGAAGCCUCGGAUUUCGUUCGCGGAUUCCAGGUGUUUGACAAGGAGGGUACUGGCAUGAUUGGUGUCGGUGAGCUUCGUUACGUGUUGACGCAGCUGGGUGACAAGCUUACGGAUGAGGAGGUUGAUGAGCUGUUGAAGGGUGUUGCGGUUAGGGACGGGAAUGUUGAUUAUACGGAGUUUGUAAAGAUGGUGCUGUCGUCAUAAAUGCGUGCAACGGUAGGAGUGAAGGAUAACGGAUGACGAGGGAAAGAGGAGGAAUGUGAC